Messenger RNA from Ipomoea nil (Japanese morning glory), 474 nucleotides. RefSeq lists its product as uncharacterized. Lineage: Eukaryota; Viridiplantae; Streptophyta; Magnoliopsida; Solanales; Convolvulaceae. The transcript has a single exon. The record is from RefSeq and is a predicted model, not a curated record. Bases 1 to 474 code for a protein of 157 amino acids.
AUGAAUCGCGUGUUCCGACCCUACUUAGACGACUUCGUAAUAGUAUUUAUCGACGACAUUCUGGUCUACUCCCGAGACAGAGAAAAACACGAGAGGCACCUCCAUAUUACCUUACAAACACUAAGGGAGAAGCAGUUAUAUGCCAAAAUCUCCAAAUGCAAGUUCUGGAAAGACAGCGUGGCAUUCCUCGGCCACGUGAUAACCAAGGAAGGAAUCAUGGUGGACCCGACAAAGAUUCGCACAGUUAAAGAAUGUCCUACACCAAAGAUAGUUUCAGAAAUUAGGAGCUUCCUUGGGUUGGCUGGUUAUUAUCGAAGGUUCGUGCCCGCCUUCACCAAAGUGGCUCAACCUAUGACGAGACUAAUGAAGAAGGAAAUUCCAUUCCGGUGGGACACCAGUUGUGCCUUAGUCUUCCAGGAACUAAAAGAAAGGUUGACCACAACCCCGGUUUUGGCACUACCCUGGGGAGUAUAA